Metarhizium acridum CQMa 102 is the source of this 1491-nucleotide messenger RNA. RefSeq lists its product as uncharacterized. Gene Ontology annotation, cellular component: nucleus. NCBI's taxonomy places the organism in Eukaryota, Fungi, Ascomycota, Sordariomycetes, Hypocreales, Clavicipitaceae. Gene Ontology annotation, molecular function: DNA-binding transcription factor activity, RNA polymerase II-specific; RNA polymerase II cis-regulatory region sequence-specific DNA binding. Gene Ontology annotation, biological process: regulation of DNA-templated transcription. The record is from RefSeq and is a predicted model, not a curated record.
AUGAGGAUGUGCACCAACCAGGGCAUCUGCCAAUUCAUCCUUUACACAGAUGGAGAAUUUGUCCUCUGGCCUAAGUUAGUGCAUUGGUACUCCCUUAGUGCGCCGUAUUUCGCACGCAGCGACGCAGCAACGAAUGCGCUGUCUACACAGUCCGUGUUGCCGGAAGCACACAGUGACUCCCGCAUCGGCUCUCGCACACGCCCUCCCAGCCUUCAAGUCGUGCCGAUGGGCCCCAAGGUUUCCUCUCGCCUUUGGAUGUUCCUCCCCUUCCACCAAAAAGCACCGGCCAGCCAGUCCAAAACAUCGACCACCUCCCCCAGAAGCCCCAACCAAGGAGUUACUUGGGCUCGAGGUACUCUCUCCUUCGUCCUGUCCUCACUCCCGCCAGCAACCUGGCCUGUCGCUGUCGCUGUCGCUGUCUACGGCUACUGGGAUCCACUGUCCGGAUCAAUUCGAGAUAUCUCGUCCAGCUCUGAUCGGCUGCUCUCAACACCAAGACCCGAGCCUCGGACCACCUGUGUGACUUUGACUUGCUUCACACGAGGAACUUGCUACGCGAUCUGGUCAGGAGAAGUGUACCGCAAGAGACGUCUCAUCAACACCGAGGGCUCUUUAACCAGCCUUUCUAGCUGGACAAUACAUUGCCCAAUUGACGCUGACGAUAUUUGUUCCUGUCGCAUCCAGAUCAUGCAGCAGUGGCAGGUCGGCCCUGUGCCGGAGUAUGUUUACGCCAACUCCACCCAUCCGCCCAACGACAUGCACAAUCACCCCUACCAACCCGAUAUGGCACGCCGAACCGAUCAGCGCAUAGAGUUCCCAUACGGAACUCCCCAGUCGGGAAUACCUCCCCAGCAGCAGCAGCAGCAGCAGCAGCAUCACCCUACUCCGGUCCAACCGCCGAUGAAUGUCCCUCAACCUCCAAAUGCCUCAGCUUCUCAACAGCAGGCAGCGACUCCCACGCCAACACAACAGAGCCGCCAGCGGAAGCGACCUGCUCCAAAUACUGCCCCAUCGCCGGCUACUGGAGCGCCUGCUGCUCCUGUUGCGGGAAGCCAGGCUCAACCUCCGGCUCUCACUCCUCCCACUCCCCAGGCUGCUCCCUCGACAUUGCAGCCACAGGCUCCAACAGAAGAUGCCAAGACGACGCCUGUGCAGCCGCCUCCGGCCAAAAAGAGUCGUACUAAUACCCCAUGGACGCCGCAAGAAGAACUGCGGCUCAAACAAAUGCGAGACUCGGGUAACAGUUGGGCAGAAAUUGCCAAGACAUUCCCCACCAGAACAGAAGGUUCAGUCAAGAAGCAUUGGUACAAGGAUAUGCACUAUGCCGAGUUUGCUGAAGAUGAAAGCCAAGCCUUGUUGAACGCAAUCAAAGAAUACGAAAAUAACAAGUGGAAAGUGAUUGGCCAAAAGGUCGGCAAGCCGGCAAAGGCAUGUGAACAAUAUGCCAAAGAGCACUUCCCUGAUCUUUUCGCAAACGGCAAGGGCAGGUAG